Messenger RNA from Malus domestica (apple), 1259 nucleotides. Its product is annotated as probable BOI-related E3 ubiquitin-protein ligase 2. Gene Ontology annotation, molecular function: ubiquitin-protein transferase activity. The record is from RefSeq and is a predicted model, not a curated record. Lineage: Eukaryota; Viridiplantae; Streptophyta; Magnoliopsida; Rosales; Rosaceae.
CAAAGGUUAUGCCAACAAAGAGAGAGGGAGAGAGUCUAGAGAGAGAGAGAGAGAAAGAAAGGGUCAUGCAUCUUUUCUGAUAUAACAAGAACAUUGAACCCUCCUGCUUUUCUAAACCUACCCCAUCUCGUUUCGUAUUAAAAAGUCCCAUGAAAUAUGUGAAGGCAGAAGAUUAAGCUUGUCUGAGAAAAACAUGGCAGUUCAGGCACAAAGUUUGUAUUUUUCUGAAGAUUGGUCGUCGGCGGCGGCGCUGCUCCACCCUGUUUCCGGCCUCGACGACAUAUUUUCCGGCAUUCCGAGCCCUCCUCCUCCUCAAAAUCACUUUCACCUCCGUCUUCCGGCGGCACAGAAUCAGAGUCAGAAUUUAAACACGACGGGCUUUGAUUUCUGCAACCCAUUAGGAGCUUCGGUUUCGCCUUCCACUUUCAGUAGCUUUCUCCCAACGCAGUUCUCGGAAAACUUAGGGGCUCUGCUGGACUUGCAAAGGCACGAGCUCGACUGCAUUAUUCAAUUCCAGAGUGAAAAGCUGAAGUUCGAAUUGCAAGAGCAGAGGAAGCAGCAACUAGCAGCUUUGUUGAGCAACUUAGAAUCCACAACGUUAAAUUUAAUUAGGCAGAAAGAAGAAGAGUUAGGACAGGCGACAAAGAAAGCGAUGGAGCUCCAGGACUGCCUGAGAAAAGCGGAGAUGGAAAGCGAUACGUGGCAGCGGAUGGCGAAGGCGAACGAAUCAAUGGUGAUGGACCUGAACAACGCGCUCGAGCAGGUCAGAGAACGACUGGUUCUCGUCAGCAGCGAAACCGACGACGCAGAGUCCUGCUGUGAAAACAGAGUAGCAAUUACGGAGGAAGAUCAAUUGGCGGAAGAGAAAAGGAGAAAGUUGGUAUGCAAAAGCUGCCGCGCGCGGAGCUCGUGCGUGCUUUUUCUGCCGUGCAGGCAUCUCUGUUCGUGCAAGUUCUGUGAAGGGUUUCUUGGAUUUUGCCCCGUUUGUGGUUCCGCCAAGGAGGCAAGCAUGGAGGUCUUUUUUGUCUAGUAGCAAGCAACAGUGCCAAGCAAAAAAGUGCUUCAAAAAAAAUCAUGGAUUUUUAGUAUAUAUUGGAUUUUAAAGUGCGAUUUUAGAUUUCAUCCGUCGAAUUUCAUGGUUUUUUUUUUAGCGGCCUUAAUUUAUGCAAUGAAUUUCCAUAUAUUUGUGGCUUGUGUUGUGUAUAUAUUUUGCGUUUUGAGUGGCAUGGACGGAGCUAAUGAAGGCUCACUUGGUUAGA